UUUUAGUGGGUUGAUCGUCUUUGGUACGACUGGUACCUGCAGUCAAUGUUAAAUUAUUUUUUUUUUUUACUAUUAUAUUUUAUAGUCAUGUUUAAAUGUAUGAGAAAAAUAUUGUAUAUAUUUAUAUGCAUAUAUAUAGGUACAGAGUAUAUUUUUGUAAAUCGAUUGGGAGAAUAUUUUUCAGCAGUAAGAAGAUAUCGGUCGGGAGUAUGACAUGGUAGCCUCGGCAACUGGAGUCACGCAGACACUAUUUGAUUUCACGCGGACGGACCAAGUCAACAACUGGACCGAGUACUCGGACACUAUAAAAACCGCGGGGAUGUCGAAGGCUGUGCUGGUGAUUCAAAAAACUCAACUGAUUCAGCGGGCAAUUUUUUUCACUUUAUUCAACCCGCGGCCAAACAAAAUGGGAUUCGCUGCCGUAAGAUGUGAGACUAAUUUCAAUCUUCAGGAUUUCAAUUACGUAACGAUAAAGUGCCGUGGGCAGGGAACUAAUUUGAGAUACAAAAUGGUGUUGAGACACAGGGGUCUCAUUGAUAAUAAUUCGAUGGUCUUUGGUCAAGUUUUUACGGCACCGGAAAAUGAAUUCGCGACGAUGAAAUUACCUCUGGCUGAUUUUAAACCUUAUUAUCGCGGGCGUGAAUUACCGGUGGAAGAAAAUCCCCUUGAUUUAACGGCCAUUACAAAUAUUGGACUUAAAAUUGAUAUGAGUCCUUAUUUACCCGAUAAUCAACCUGGUGUAGCAGCUUUAGAAAUUGAUUGGAUUAAAGCUACUAAAUAAUUACUAUUAUUUAUUUAUUCGCAUAAAAAUAUAUAUAUUAUAUAUCUGAUUUGAAAGUAAAAUAUAUCGUGUUACGAAUGCUAUUAAAUUUUUUUAUAGCUAAUUGAUGUACUUUUCAUUUAGAAGUUGAUGGUACACAUUUCGGGAUCCGUAAGGACGUUAAAAAAAUUUAAAAUUUGGAUUCUUUAUUUUCCGACUUCUAGAUAAAAUGUACAAUAAGCAUAAAAAAAAAUUUUACUCAAUUACACUAAAAAAUUAGCGGAGUAAGCAUGAAAUAAAAAUAAAAGCAGCAUUUACUCCAAAUUUACUCCUGAUUUUUUAAAGUGUAUGGCAUUUCUGUAA
Messenger RNA from Microplitis demolitor, 1123 nucleotides. RefSeq lists its product as uncharacterized. The transcript is spliced from 3 exons. Gene Ontology annotation, biological process: NADH dehydrogenase complex assembly. The record is from RefSeq and is a predicted model, not a curated record. The coding region runs from base 215 to 781 and encodes 188 amino acids. Lineage: Eukaryota; Metazoa; Arthropoda; Insecta; Hymenoptera; Braconidae.